AUGGGGAUUCAACUGGCAGAUGGUGAUAACGGUGACGACGGAGGUGCUCGAGAAUCACGACAGUUUCUUCACGCAUUAACGGUUGAUGGAGUCAAUCAACUUAAAAGAAAUGGUGAAGAUGUUGAUGAGGUAAAAGUCAUGGAGAAAAUACUUCACACUUUAAAUCCAAGUUUUGACUUCAUUGUUACCAACAUUGAAGAAAACAAGGAUUUAAAGACCAUGACUAUCGAGCAACUCAUGGGUUCCUUACAAGCAUACGAAGAAAAACAAAAGAGAAAAAUUAAACAAAAGGAGGCUAUGGAGCAACUACUACAACUCAACAUAAAGGAAGCAAAUUAUGCGAAUUACAAGAGCCAAAGAGGACAAGGUCGUGGCCAAGAUCGUGGGCGUGGAAGAGGACAUGGAGGAGAAGGAAGAGACAUUUACAAUAACUACUCUAACAAUGGAGAAAGAAGUUGGAAUCCACAAGCAACAAGAGGUCGUGGAAGAGGAAAUUCAUGGUCGAGGUGUGACAAAUCACAAAUCAAGUGCUUCAACUACAACAAGAUCGGUCACUAUGCAUCUGAGUGUAGAUUCUCGAAGAAAGUUGUGGAGAAAGCUAACUUUGUAGAAGAAAAAGGCAGAGAAGAAGAAACUUUGUUGCUCGCGUGCUAA
Messenger RNA from Lathyrus oleraceus (garden pea), 654 nucleotides. RefSeq lists its product as uncharacterized. Gene Ontology annotation, molecular function: zinc ion binding; nucleic acid binding. Bases 1 to 654 code for a protein of 217 amino acids. Lineage: Eukaryota; Viridiplantae; Streptophyta; Magnoliopsida; Fabales; Fabaceae. The record is from RefSeq and is a predicted model, not a curated record. The transcript has 2 exons.